UCGUGUUAUCAUCCAAAGUCAGUGAUCACAAGAAAAGAAAAGGUUCGGCGAGUGAAACCCCAAGCCAUGUCUCCAGGUCCCGUUGUCGACGCUUCUCCCGAGCUCGAUGCCCAGCCUCAAGCUCCCUCCGUCGACGACUCAACCCACACCAACAAACCUCAACCCCAGGAGGACGAUGCUCCCGUUGUCGAGGACGUCAAGGAUGAUGACAAUGAAGACGAUGACGACGACGAUGACGACGACGACGAUGAUGACAAGGAAGACGGUGCUCAAGGUGGUGCUGAGGGAUCAAAGCAGAGCAGAAGUGAGAAAAAGAGCCGAAAAGCAAUGUUGAAGCUGGGAUUGAAACCAGUUACCGGCGUUAGUAGGGUCACAAUCAAGAGAACAAAAAAUAUUCUUUUCUUCAUCUCAAAACCUGAUGUGUUCAAGAGUCCAAAUUCUGAGACCUACGUCAUAUUUGGGGAGGCAAAAAUAGAGGACUUGAGUUCUCAGUUGCAGACACAGGCUGCUCAACAGUUCAGGAUGCCAGAUAUGGGAUCUGGAACAGCGAAACAAGAUCAAGAAGCAGCAGCUGCAGCAGCACAGCCCGAAGAAGAGGAGGAGGUUGAUGAAACUGGCGUUGAGCCCCAUGACAUUGAUUUGGUGAUGACACAGGCAGGAGUGUCAAGAAGCAAGGCUGUCAAGGCUCUCAAGACUCACAACGGGGACAUUGUUGGAGCCAUCAUGGAGCUCACUACUUAAUUGGCCUUUAUGUUUUAUUCUCUUUGUAUGUCUUUUUUCGGGAUGAUAUUAGAACUAGUGCCGUUUUAUUUUAAACCGAAUCAACAUAUCAACCGUUAUAUGUCUGGGGUUUACCGUUUAACUUUAUAGUUUUGUUGCGAUCUUAAAAUAUUCUGAAUGGUCACAUUAUUGUUUGAUUUUGUA
Molecule: messenger RNA, 924 nt
Organism: Cajanus cajan (pigeon pea)
Lineage: Eukaryota; Viridiplantae; Streptophyta; Magnoliopsida; Fabales; Fabaceae
Product: nascent polypeptide-associated complex subunit alpha-like protein 2
Cellular component (GO): nascent polypeptide-associated complex
Source: RefSeq, a predicted model, not a curated record